This is a messenger RNA of Brassica napus (rape), 1936 nucleotides long. RefSeq names its product ATP synthase subunit a. Gene Ontology annotation, biological process: proton motive force-driven ATP synthesis. Gene Ontology annotation, molecular function: proton transmembrane transporter activity. Lineage: Eukaryota; Viridiplantae; Streptophyta; Magnoliopsida; Brassicales; Brassicaceae. The record is from RefSeq and is a predicted model, not a curated record.
CCCCUGAUUUUUCCAGCAUGACAGCAAGCACGGACUGGCAGCAAGGAUGAAACUGAAUGACCAAAGCAUCGGUUGCUUCCACUUGUGGGCUUCUUCGACCGCCUUGACACCUUACGUAAUAUCAAGGCAGCCCACAUACAUGAAGAGAAGAAUUGGGUUUAGCGGUAAUGGCAUAAGCCAAAGCUAGAUCACCGGAGUUUAGGCAAAUGGGUACGAGAGAAAAAGAUUUUGAAAUGCAUCUUCCGAAACCAGAUAAUCAACUGAAGGAGAUUCCCCUGCAAAAAGGAGAUGGCUCUAGUUUCAUACUAAUCUUCGAUCUUCGAGAUUCCCCCACGGAGCGGUAAGGCAUCCCCAGGAGCAAAGCGGCUCAAAGGAUUGGCAAUGAAGCUCAGUCUGGUCUGAGGGGAUGGGCUAGGCUACUCUCCCCAUACAUAGGAAGAGGGGGAAGUCAAGUAGCUAGAUCCAAGAUCACGAUAUCCGCUUUGGUGGUAAUAUCCGGCCUAAAAGAAAGCACCAAAGCAAACAAAGUCGAUUCUUUGUUGAGUCAACUGGCAACUGGGAUUGCAGCGGAUCCAGUGGUUUUCCUAUUCUAUGGUCUUUCUGCUGGGAGAGUAAAAGUAGAAAGCAGAAGCUCGCCCACGGGCGAAAGACAAGGGAUGAUUCUUCUAAGAUACGAACUUGCGGAAGGAAUGAAAAGGUAUUCGACUAAGACGGGGACGGGUAUUCCCGAAGAUGCUUGACCUAAGAGAUAGAGACUAGAACGAGACUAAGAAAAUUAGAUAUUGGAGAGGAAAGAAGCAGUGCGAGUAGAGUAGAGCAGCUUGGUAGCUCGCAAGGAGCCAAGCCUGCUUCACCAAUGGGAGAAGCCAACUCCGUUCCUCCAGCUUCGCUGAAGAAGCUAGGUUCCUCCUUGAUGUCGUAGGUUCAAAUCCUAUCUCCGCACUAAGUAAGGGUUUCAUUCUGCAUCACUCUCCCCGUCGUUCUCGACCUUGCAAGGUUUUUGAAGCGGCCGAAGCGGGAAAGGAAAAUACCGCUUUUCUUCAGCACAUUUUGGAUGAUUUGAGCGAAAUCGGAGUACAAAGUUCAGCCUUUAAGGACGCUAUGAAUCAAAUAGGGCUGGAGGCGCAGUCCCUACUUGACCAAUUUGAGAUUGUCCCAUUGAUUCCUAUAAAUAUCGGUAACUUCUAUUUCUCAUUCACAAAUCCAUCUUUGUUCAUGCUGCUAACUCUGAGUUUUUUCCUACUUCUGAUUCAUUAUAUUACUAAAAAGGGAGGAGGAAACUUGGUCCCAAAUGCUUGGCAAUCCUUGGUAGAGCUUCUUUAUGAUUUCGUGCUGAACCUGGUAAAGGAACAAAUAGGUGGUCUUUCCGGAAAUGUGAAACAAAUGUUUUUCCCUUGCAUCUUGGUCACUUUUUUUUUGUUAUUUUGUAAUCUUCAGGGUAUGAUACCUUAUAGCUUCACAGUGACAAGUCAUUUUCUCAUUACUUUGGCUCUCUCAUUUCCAAUUUUUAUUAGCAUUACUAUAGUGGGAUUUCAAAGACAUGGGUUUCAUUUUUUCAGCUUUUUGUUACCCGCAGGAGUCCCACUGCCGUUAGCACCUUUUUUAGUACUCCUUGAGCUAAUUUCUUAUUGUUUUCGCGCAUUAAGCUUAGGAAUACGUUUAUUUGCUAAUAUGAUUGCCGGUCAUAGUUUAGUAAAGAUUUUAAGUGGGUUCGCUUGGACUAUGCUAUGUAUGAAUGAGAUUUUCUAUUUUAUAGGGGCUCUUGGUCCUUUAUUUAUAGUUCUUGCAUUAACCGGUCUGGAAUUAGGUGUAGCUAUAUUACAAGCUUAUGUUUUUACGAUCUUAAUCUGUAUUUACUUGAAUGAUGCUAUAAAUCUCCAUUAAAGUUUUUCUUUCUUUUUUUAUUUAGAUUUAUAAUUGAACAAAAGCGAGGGAU